UGCAUCACCACUUCUUUUCGAUUAGCUCUCAAACACCUUUUUUCGCACAAAACAAUUUUCGCUCUAAGAGCCCAAUCUGUGAUAAGUUGUGGACCACCCAUUGUCAGAUCAUGACAAUUUCUUCCGGUGAAAACUCAGUGACCAGUUCCUGUUCUCUUGCUAGACUUGCUCCUCUCGAGGCAGUACUUUUCGACGUUGAUGGAACUCUGUGUGAUUCAGACCCCAUUCACCACCUUGCUUUCCGUGAAAUGCUUCAAGAGAUAGGUUUCAAUGGUGGGGUUCCUAUUAGUGAGCAAUUUUUUGUUGAGAACAUUGCUGGGAAGCAUAACGAUGACAUUGCUGCGCUCCUCUUCCCUAAUGAUCUCGAACAGGGUCUAAAAUUCUGCGUUGAUAAGGAAGAUAUGUUCCGGAGAUUGGCAAAGGAAGAAUUGAAGCCCAUACAAGGCCUUUACAAACUGAAGAAAUGGGUUGAAGAUCAUGGUUUGAAACGGGCUGCAGUGACUAAUGCUCCUAAAGAAAAUGCUGAACUUAUGAUCUCAACUCUCGGAUUUUCCGAUUUCUUUGAAGCUGUUAUUCUAGGGGACGAUUGUGAGCAUGCAAAACCAUUCCCAGAUCCCUACUUGAAGGCUCUAGACAUACUCAAGGUGUCAAAGGAUCACACUGUUGUGUUUGAGGACUCUGUUUCUGGAAUUAAAGCUGGGGUCGCGGCUGGGAUGCCUGUUGUUGGAUUGAUCACGAGGAACCCUGAACAUUUGCUGAUGGAAGCAAAGCCCACGUUUCUUAUCAAGAACUACGAGGACCCGAAAUUGUGGGCAGCCUUGGAAGAGCUUCAUAGGCUGGCAGCACCAGCUUCAACUUAAAACAUUCAUUGUAGAUAUAAGCCGAGUAGAAUGUAGGGCACACAAUCCGAGAUCUACUUCGGAGAAUAAUGUUGUCAGGGAGCUCUUGCAUCCUUCUAAAUACUGAAUAAGUACUUGUGAAUUCUUGUCAUUGUUUGGUGGAUGAUGGCAUAAAAUUGAGUUUUGGCAUGAUCACCAAUUGCAACUCUGGAUGUAAUGUCUGGGAAAGAAUCAUACCCUAAUAAAAUGACAUUGCAGGCUUA
Molecule: messenger RNA, 1102 nt
Organism: Rhododendron vialii
Lineage: Eukaryota; Viridiplantae; Streptophyta; Magnoliopsida; Ericales; Ericaceae
Product: haloacid dehalogenase-like hydrolase domain-containing protein Sgpp
Exons: 5
Coding region: 111-860 (249 amino acids)
Source: RefSeq, a predicted model, not a curated record